GUAUUUUUUUAUUUUUUAAUAUAUAACAAUAAAUAUUAUAUGAAUUAUUUGUAAAACUAAAAUCUACUAUUAUAAGUAACUUUCAAAAUUAUUUUAGUAUUUAAUUGAAAAUGGGUUCCAGUAUAAAAGAAAAUCAUUCUCGAAAUGGAAGUGAAAUAUCAUUGAUUCAAAGCACCAAAGGAUAUAAUAUAAUAGAUGUACAAAAUGAUCAAAAAGAUACCGAAAAUUGUUUAAAAAGAUUUAAACAAGAAUACAAUGAUUUAAUGAAACAAAAAAAUGAAAUUCGGUCCAUUAAAAGUUCAACAAAUAAUAUUGUUAUUGAAACAAUAUCACCUAAGAUCUCUAGCAAAAGUAUUGAAUCAAGUAAUAUAAAUUUAUGUUCUUCGGAUGAAUUUUCGAUAUCAAAUCUAACUGAUUUGAGUUCAAACAAUACGAUAGAACUAGUAGAAAUUGCAGAUAAUAGCACAACGAGUGAUUCAAAUUUUGAUAUGUCUCAAUACAUUGAUAAACAGGAAAAUUGUAACAAAGAAAAAAUAGGAUGUCUUCAUGCUAAAAGUAUAAUAAAAAAUGAGGAAAAUCGAAAAAAUGAAAAUAUUCUAAAGCAUGAAAUAAAUCCACACGCCGAUAAACAUGAAAAAUGCAACAAAGAAAAAAUAGGAUGUCUUCAUGCUGAGAGUAUAAUAAAAAAUGAAAAAAAUCGAAAAAGUGAAAAUAUUCAAAAGUAUGAAGAAGAUCGCAUCAAAUUUUAUGGAAUGUUGGAUGGACUUAACAAUGAAAUAAAAAAAAUAAAAGAGUUAUUUUUAAAAAAUACAAAUUCUUAUUCAUUUUUCAAUAAUAAUAAUAGUAAUAACCCUAUUACUAAUCGAUCUACCGAAAUGUCCGCUGGUGAAGACUUUAUUGAUAAUGAAAAAUGUCGAUCAAUUGAAAAAAUGAUGCAUAAAAACUCCACUGAUCAUGACUUGUGUUCAAAAAGUAAAUUCAAUACGAAUCAGAGUAUCAUAAAAGGAGUUUUUCAAAAUAAUGAAGAUUGUAUGAAUACACAGAAUACGUACAUUUGCCAAAAUGUAUUACAGCAAGAGAACGAUGAAGAGUUUUAUCAAAUUCAACUGUCAGACAUUAAAAUUGAAAACCUAAAUAAUAUGGAACAUUUUAUCACAUGGCAAAACCUAUACGUUUGUCAAUGUGGAACGAUCUAUAAUAAAAAUUGAUGUAUAGGUACAUUUCAAUUAAAUGUAUUAUAUUAAU
This is a messenger RNA of Aphis gossypii (cotton aphid), 1245 nucleotides long. RefSeq names its product clustered-asparagine-rich protein-like. The record is from RefSeq and is a predicted model, not a curated record. The transcript has 6 exons. The coding region runs from base 111 to 1208 and encodes 365 amino acids. Lineage: Eukaryota; Metazoa; Arthropoda; Insecta; Hemiptera; Aphididae.